Molecule: messenger RNA, 1480 nt
Organism: Paramecium sonneborni
Lineage: Eukaryota; Ciliophora; Oligohymenophorea; Peniculida; Parameciidae
Source: the annotation of a GenBank genome assembly
AUGUUUCAUUCUAUUAAUGACGAUCCAUUAACUUUAAGUCAAUCGAAAAUUGAAUAGUUUGAACUAAAACUUACUUCUGACAUUUAAUUUUUAUUACAGGUUGAUUUUAAUUUUAACUCCCCUAAAAUCUAGAUUGCAAUGUAAAAUCUCAAUUUUACAGAGUAAGAUCUAAUCUAAAAGAAAUUCUCUUAUUUUUUAAUUUAAGGAGAAGAAAAUAAUAUAACUGAAUAAAGGUAUCUUUAUCAUCUACAUUAAAUUGCACAAAGAAGAAAACUAUUAGUUAAAGAAAGAAAUAAAAUAAAAAAAGAAGAAAUUGAAUUAUAGAAAAAUGAUUAAUUGUUUAAUACUAGAUAUUAUUCACAAACUGAAAGUUUCCUUAAUAAUAAUAUUGAAAAUGCAAUAUCUUUAUUAGAUAAAAGAAUAGAAUUAUAGUAGAUUAAAAAAGAUAAAACACAAUUAAUUCUUAAGAAUAAGAUAAGGGAAUAAAUUGAAGAAGAAUUAAAAAUAAUGAAUGAAAAUAAAUUAUAAGACGAACAGAAUUUAAGAAUCAAGAAAUUAAAAAAAUAAAAUCUUUAAUCAAUAAGUGAUAGAGCACAUUCUUUUAAUCUUAAAACUUAACAAAUAGCAAAAAAACAUCAAUAAUCUAUCUAAUUAGAAUAAGAAAAAGCAUUUGAAAAAUAAAAAGAAAUUCUUUAAAAUAGUUAAUUUGAGUAAAAAAUCAAUUAUUUUUAGAUUAGAUGAUUCAGAAAGAAAGUAUCAAAAUAAAAUUAAAUAGAAAGAAAAAAUGUUGAAGGAACUACUUAAAUUAAAAUAAGUAAAUGAUAGAAUUAAGUAAAUUAAACAAUAAGAAAUUUAGUAAUGUAGUGAAUUAUACACAAGAAUAUAAUCUAAAUUAAAUAAAUCUCAUAUUAAUAGACUAAGUUUGUAUGAUAAUAAUAAGGCAACAACCAUUCCAUAAAUAAUUUAAUCCUAUCAUAAAGUUGAUGAAUCUUAAAAAAAUUUAGAAAAAUAUAUCUAAAAAUAGACAAAAUAUAUUAGUAAUUCUAAAGAUUCAUAAAGAUAAUCAAAAUUAAAAAAAAGAAAAAAUAUCAAAUAAUAUAUUAAUUUAGAUAAGUAAAUUAAUUAUACCAAAAUUGAAGAAACAUAUCCAGAUAAAAUAAGUAAACAAAUAUCUCCUUAAUUAAAUAAAAACACCAAAUCUCGAAGUUUAGUUAAUUUAGAUAAAAUCAAUCUCUAAUAAUUAGAAAAAGUUAAUAAAGUACUUGAAAAAUAAAGAUCAAGUAACAUUCUGUAAACUUAAAUUAGAGAAAAAAAAUAAAUUCUUAGAGAAGCAAGCAAAAGUAAUUUUUAAUAGAGAACUCUAUUUUAAGAAUUUUAGAAUGAUUUAUCUAAAAUUAAAAACAAUGUUUCAAAAGAAUUUUUGUUUAAGUAAAUUUCUAAAUGGGAUUGUUUAGAUUUAGUAAAUAAGUAUUACAAAUGA